AUGCGGGUCUUCGUCACCGGCGCCUCAGGCUACAUCGGCCAACCACUAGUCGACGACCUCAUCAAGCAUGGCCAUCAAGUGGUCGGACUAGCCCGCAACGACGCAUCCGCCGAACGCAUCAGCAAAGCAGGAGCCGAACCGCACCGCGGCUCACUAACCGACCUCGACUCCCUCCAGAGCGGCGCGGCGGCCUGUGACGGGGUCAUCCACUUAGCCUUCAUCCACGACUUCAGCGACUACGCGGGCGCCGCGACCACCGACCAAGCGGCCAUCGAAGCCAUGGGCAACGCGCUGGCAGGGACAGGCAAACCGCUGGUGAUUGCGUCGGGGACGGCCUUCUGUGCCGCCGGCGAGCUGGCGACCGAGGACGCCGAGCCGGACCGCAAUAUGCCCAUGGCCAUCCGACUCAAAUCGGCGGACCUGGUGUAUGCAUUUUCGCGCGACAAGAACGUCCGCGGCACCGUCGUCCGGCUGCCUCCCACCGUGCAUGGCAGCGGCGACGCCGGCUUGAUCCCACGCUAUAUCGACGCGGCGCGUGCCGCGGGCGUCGCAGUGUACAUUGACGACGGACACGCGCGGUGGCCGGCCGCCCAUCGCGUAGACGCUGCCAGGCUGUUCCGCCUCGCGCUCGAGAAGGGGGCUGCGGGCGCCACGUACCAUGCCGUCGCGGAGCAAGGUGUAUCCUGGAAGGAAAUCGCCGGUCUGGUCGGUAAGAAGUUGGGCGUGCCCGUGCAGGGCAAGACGCUGGAGGAAGCUGGUCCGGUGCUGGGGUUCCUGGCGAACGUCGUGGGCCGUGAUAAUCCGGCCUCGAGCGACAAGACUCAGAAGGAGCUCGGCUGGCAUCCUACUGGACCGGGCUUGCUUGAGGACAUGGAGGCCCAUUACUUCUCUUGA
Molecule: messenger RNA, 894 nt
Organism: Capronia coronata CBS 617.96
Lineage: Eukaryota; Fungi; Ascomycota; Eurotiomycetes; Chaetothyriales; Herpotrichiellaceae
Exons: 1
Coding region: 1-894 (297 amino acids)
Source: RefSeq, a predicted model, not a curated record